Penicillium angulare is the source of this 1221-nucleotide messenger RNA. Its product is annotated as glycosyltransferase family 2 protein. The record is from RefSeq and is a predicted model, not a curated record. The transcript is spliced from 2 exons. NCBI's taxonomy places the organism in Eukaryota, Fungi, Ascomycota, Eurotiomycetes, Eurotiales, Aspergillaceae. Bases 1 to 1221 code for a protein of 406 amino acids.
AUGGAACAAAAGGAAACUACCUCGCUCGAUAAAGCUGCGCAUCUCGUAUCCAUAUUCGAACAGACCUUCCUCCAUGUCCGCCCAACGUUUCACCCGUCUGGAAUACAAGGAGAGAUCGCGGGAAAGAGUUCAAAUGUGGCAUUUGCCGCAAAUAGAAUUGUGGAAUUUCAUCACGAGGAACUCAAAGUAGACUCCUGCAAUGUGAUGGUUACAGUUAUGGAUGCGGAUACUCAUCUCUCACCUGAUUACUUCACAGAAAUUCGCCGCUCACAUUACCAACACAUCGAAGAAGCCGAUCGCGCAAUCUACUGUUGUCCUAUUAUAUUUGAUCGAAAUUCGCACGAAACUCCAGUCUUAGUACGAUGCGCCGAUUUGCUCUGGGGCUUCGCUGGCAUCUCAACUAUGUAUCCUGGAACUCUUAUUUCAAUUCCCACGUCUGUAUAUUCUCUACCUCUCACUCUUGCACAGAAGGUAGGAGGAUGGGACAGCGAUCCAACGGCAAUCGGAGAGGAUAUGCAUAUGCUUCUCAAGUGUUACUUCGAGACGGCUGGCAAUCUUAUCUCCCGGGUGAUAUACAUACCAGCUAGCCAGUGCAAUGUAUCCGGAGAUGGAAGUCCUGGUUGGAGAGGGGUUCUGAGCACCUGUAUUGCUCGAUAUCGUCAGGCGCUCCGACACAUGUGGGGAGCUUUGGACUCGGGUUUCGCAGCGCGACGAACCCUCGGGUACCUCCGUUUUAAUCAAGGAUGCUCAUUUCUGAGCCCAAGACAUUUUGCCCUCUUACAUCUCCUCUGGGAAGCGCAUUUCCUGCCAUGUCACGGAGUUAUCAUGAUGAUUUUUUCUGUUUUGUAUACAGCUUUAACACCUACUGUACAGCUGCACCCGACGUUGGCAGGCGUCUUCUUCGUGAACGAUAUACUUCGAACGGGAUCAUUCAUUGGAAUGAACGUCUGUAUAGCAUUGUAUGAGCGAUGGCACACGCUUUGCCUUAACUCGCGAAUGCAAGACAUGCACGAAGCGAAUCUGCUGGAUACGGGCUUUUCUCGACGUGUUUGGUACAAACCGCAACAUCUUUUGGAGAAGAUUUGCUUCCCGAUUGCGGGAACGCUCUAUGGUGCCAUUCCGGCCUUCCACGCCGUAUUUCUUCACUUUUGGACCGAUCGGUUGGUAUACCGAGUCAGCAAGAAGCCAACUUUCACCUUGGAGGCUGCGGGUUUGGCAUGA